Molecule: messenger RNA, 2260 nt
Organism: Helianthus annuus (common sunflower)
Lineage: Eukaryota; Viridiplantae; Streptophyta; Magnoliopsida; Asterales; Asteraceae
Product: probable sulfate transporter 3.4
Exons: 12
Coding region: 43-2046 (667 amino acids)
Biological process (GO): transmembrane transport
Cellular component (GO): membrane
Molecular function (GO): secondary active sulfate transmembrane transporter activity
Source: RefSeq, a predicted model, not a curated record
AACUCUCAACAUCCACCACCUUUUCUCACACACAAAAACCUCAUGGGCCUAAACUCGAACCGGGUUGAUCACUAUUCGGGUUCGGGUCAUGCGGGUCAAGUGCACACAUUUGAAACAACAACUGAUCAUCCGGUAACUAUAACGGUCUCCACCGAAGCAAUGACGGUCCACAAUGUUUGUUUGCCACCACAGAAAAGCACUGGCCAGAAACUUAGGCACCGGUUGUCCGAGGUUUUCUUUCCGGAUGAUCCGCUUCAUGGGUUUAAGAAUCAGUCGCGUUUAAGGAAGUUGAUACUCGCUCUUCAGUUCUUCUUUCCAGUGUUCGAGUGGGCGCCUAAUUAUAGUCUUACGCUUCUUCGAGCUGAUGUUGUGUCUGGACUUACUAUUGCUAGUUUAGCAAUUCCUCAGGGAAUUAGCUAUGCAAAACUUGCAAGCUUGCCUCCCAUAAUUGGGCUAUACUCGAGCUUCGUGCCACCGUUGAUCUACUCAGUGCUCGGGAGUUCUAAACAUCUAGCCGUCGGGCCUGUGUCCAUAGCCUCGUUGGUCAUGGGAACAAUGCUAACCGAAGCAGUUCCAUACAACCAAGAUCCGGUUCUCUACCUCAAGUUGGCUUUUACUGCAACUUUCGUUGCGGGUGUCUUUCAAGCAUCUUUAGGACUUCUUAGAUUAGGGUUCGUGAUAGAUUUCUUAUCAAAGGCGACCCUUCUCGGUUUCAUGGCCGGGGCAGCAGUUAUUGUAUCCUUACAACAACUAAAAGGGCUACUCGGGAUCAUUCAUUUCACCACUAAAAUGCAAAUAAUUCCAGUUUUGUCGUCCGCCAUUGAGCACAAAAACGAGUGGUCUUGGCAAACAAUUGUGAUGGGGUUUUGCUUUUUGGCCUUUUUAUUGGCUACAAGACAUAUUGGCAUGCGAAAACCGAAGCUUUUCUGGGUAUCAGCAGCAGCUCCAUUGGCAUCAGUCAUUCUCUCAACCCUUUUAGUCACUCUUUUUAGAUCAAAGCUUCAUGGGAUUGCAACUAUUGGUCAUUUGGAAAAGGGAUUGAAUCCACCAUCAUCAAACAUGCUAUAUUUUCAUGGUGAAUAUCUAGGGGUGGCUAUCAAGACCGGCAUAAUUACCGGAAUAUUAUCGCUCACCGAAGGGAUUGCGGUAGGACGAACAUUUGCGGCUUUGAAUGAUUAUCAAGUUGAUGGCAACAAAGAAAUGAUAGCGAUCGGCCUUAUGAACAUGGCUGGUUCUUGUUCCUCUUGCUAUGUCACUACUGGCUCGUUUUCUCGAUCUGCGGUUAAUGCCAACGCUGGCGCUAAAACUGUGGUGUCGAACAUCAUAAUGGCAUCAACGGUGCUUGUAACACUCCUGUUCUUGAUGCCUCUAUUUCAUUACACACCAAACUUGAUCUUGGCGGCAAUUAUCAUAACGGCUGUAAUCGGGCUAAUCGACUACCAGAGUGCUAUUAAACUUUGGAAAGUUGAUAAACUUGAUUUUCUAGCUUGUUUAUCUUCAUUUCUUGGUGUUCUCAUGAUUUCAGUCCCAAUCGGUCUUGCAAUCGCGGUUGGUGUUUCGGUUUUCAAGAUUCUGUUACAUGUCACAAGACCAAACACGGGUGUGUUAGGAAACAUCCCGGGAACUCAUAUUUACCAAAAUGUCAAUAGAUACAGAGAAGCGAAAAGGGUUCCUUCUUUCGCCAUACUUGGUAUUGAGGCCCCUAUCUACUUUGCAAACGCUACUUAUCUACAAGAAAGGAUAAUGAGAUGGAUUAGGGAAGAGGAAGAGUGGUUAGCAGCCAAUAAUGGCAGUUCUUUGAAAUGUGUAAUUAUCGACAUGACCGCUGUUACCGGCAUUGACACAAGUGGUCUUGCAAUGAUGAAAGAGCUUAAGAAAAUGCUAGAGAAGCGUUCGCUUCAGUUAGUGUUGGCGAAUCCUGGCGGGACUGUGAUGGAAAAGCUACACCAAUCAAACAUAUUGGAGUCGUUCGGGUUGGAAGGUGUGUACCUGACGGUUGAUGAAGCCGUGACCGACAUAUCAUCAUCAUGGAAAUCUCAGCCAUGAACAUGAAAUGUAGAAGAGGAAAUUAGCAUAAUGACUAAAAUCCUCAAAUCAGUUUCUUUUAUUUUAGUUUGCAGGAUAGGAAGAGAGGGUGUAAACCCAUUGAGUCAGUGCUUAAUGCUUAAGUGGUAUGUAAAAAUCACAAGCUAUAAGCUUUUUUCUAUAACAAACAAUUAUCUUAACAUUUAUUUAUGAAUGGGUCGAUCGAUCUUGGUUA